UUCUACUCUUUGUGUGGGGUGGAUUAGCGGAUAGAGACCGAGCCCAGAGCAUCAAUUCUACUCCACCGAACCAACGCUAUUUCAUACUGUUUCGCCCCGCUUUGCACUGGCCGUCCGUUAGUUUAAGUGCGGACAUGCAAUUAGCAGAUUGGACUGUUUUGUGAGUGAACCUGUGUCGCAAUGACCACCCACGUGACCCUGGAGGAUGCGCUGUCCAAUGUGGACCUGCUGGAGGAGCUUCCCCUCCCAGACCAGCAGCCAUGCAUCGAACCCCCACCAUCCUCCAUCAUGUACCAGGCAAACUUUGACACCAACUUCGAAGACAGAAAUGCGUUUGUCACUGGUAUUGCCCGCUACAUUGAACAGGCCACUGUGCACUCCAGCAUGAAUGAAAUGCUGGAGGAGGGGCAUGAGUAUGCUGUCAUGCUGUACACCUGGAGGAGCUGCUCCAGAGCCAUUCCUCAGGUGAAGUGCAACGAGCAGCCAAACCGUGUGGAGAUCUACGAGAAGACCGUGGAGGUGCUGGAACCUGAGGUCACCAAGCUCAUGAAAUUCAUGUACUUCCAGCGCAAGGCCAUCGAACGUUUCUGCAGCGAGGUAAAGCGACUGUGUCAUGCUGAACGCAGGAAGGACUUUGUGUCCGAGGCCUACCUCCUCACUUUAGGAAAGUUUAUCAACAUGUUUGCCGUGCUGGACGAACUGAAGAACAUGAAGUGCAGUGUAAAAAAUGACCACUCUGCUUACAAGAGAGCGGCUCAAUUCCUGAGAAAGAUGGCUGACCCACAGUCCAUCCAAGAGUCCCAAAACCUCUCGAUGUUUUUAGCCAAUCACAACAGAAUUACACAGUGUCUGCACCAGCAGCUGGAGGUGAUCCCAGGUUAUGAGGAGCUGCUGGCUGAUAUUGUCAACAUCUCUGUGGAUUACUACGAGAACAAGAUGUACCUGACCCCCAGUGAGAAACACAUGCUGCUAAAGGUCAUGGGUUUCGGUCUAUACUUGAUGGAUGGAAAUGUCAGCAACAUCUACAAACUGGAUGCAAAGAAAAGGAUAAACCUUAGCAAAAUCGACAAGUUCUUUAAGCUUCAGGUCGUGCCCCUCUUUGGAGACAUGCAGAUCGAGCUGUCACGAUACAUAGAAACAAGUGCCCACUAUGAAGAGAACAAGUCCAAGUGGACCUGCACUCAGAGCAGCAUCAGUCCGCAGUAUAACCUUUGCGAGCAGAUGGUACAGAUCAGAGACGACCACAUCCGCUUCAUCUCAGAGCUGGCGCGCUACAGUAACAGUGAGGUGGUGACUGGAUCAGGGCUGGACAGUCAGAAGUCUGAUGAGGAAUACAAGGAGCUUUUUGACCUGGCACUCAGAGGACUGCAGCUUCUGUCCAAGUGGAGCACUCAUGUCAUGGAAGUGUACUCUUGGAAACUAGUCCACCCGACUGAUAAGUUCUGCAACAAGGACUGUCCUGGCACAGCCGAGGAGUAUGAACGCGCCACACGCUACAACUACACCAGCGAGGAGAAGUUCGCCUUGGUGGAGGUCAUCGCUAUGAUCAAGGGUCUCCAGGUGCUGAUGGGACGGAUGGAGAGCGUGUUCAACCAGGCCAUCAGGCACACAAUCUACUCUGCCCUGCAGGACUUUGCACAAGUGACCCUGAGAGAGCCACUCAGACAGGCAGUGCGCAAGAAAAAGAACGUCCUCAUUAGUGUACUUCAGGCAAUUCGUAAAACCAUCUGUGAUUGGGAAGGGGGAAGAGAACCUCCUAAUGACCCCUGUCUGAGGGGAGAGAAGGACCCCAAAGGAGGAUUUGACAUCAAAGUUCCUCGUCGCACGGUUGGCCCCUCAAGCACACAGCUUUACAUGGUGCGCACCAUGCUGGAGUCUCUCAUCGCCGAUAAAAGUGGCUCUAAGAAGACUCUUCGCAGCAGUCUGGAUGGCCCCAUCGUUCAGGCCAUAGAGGACUUCCACAAGCAGUCUUUCUUCUUCACCCAUCUCCUGAACUUUAGUGAGGCCCUGCAGCAGUGCUGUGAUCUGUCCCAACUGUGGUUCCGAGAGUUCUUUCUGGAGCUCACCAUGGGCCGUCGCAUCCAGUUCCCAAUUGAGAUGUCCAUGCCCUGGAUCCUCACCGACCACAUUCUGGAGACCAAAGAGCCCUCCAUGAUGGAAUAUGUGCUGUAUCCGUUGGACCUUUAUAAUGAUAGUGGUUAUUAUGCCCUCACCAAAUUCAAGAAGCAGUUCCUCUAUGAUGAGAUAGAGGCCGAGGUCAACCUGUGUUUCGAUCAGUUUGUGUACAAGUUAGCUGACCAGAUAUUUGCCUACUACAAAGCAAUGGCUGGAAGUGUCCUCCUAGACAAACGCUUCCGUGCGGAGUGUAAGAACUAUGGUGUGAUCAUUCCAUACCCGCCUUCAAACCGCUACGAAACGCUGCUCAAACAGAGACAUGUUCAGCUGCUGGGUCGCUCCAUUGACCUGAACAGAUUGAUAACCCAGAGGAUCUCAGCAGCCAUGUACAAAUCCCUGGAUCAGGCCAUCAGCCGCUUUGAGAGCGAGGACCUCACCUCCAUAGUGGAGCUUGAAUGGCUGAUGGAAAUCAACAGGUUGACUCAUCGCCUGCUCUCGAAGCACAUGACCCUGGACAGUUUUGACGCCAUGUUCCGUGAGGCCAAUCACAACGUAUCUGCUCCAUACGGCCGCAUCACACUGCAUGUCUUCUGGGAACUCAACUUUGACUUCUUACCAAACUAUUGUUACAAUGGCUCCACCAACAGGUUUGUGCGGACUGCCAUUCCCUUUACCCAGGAGCCUCAGAGGGACAAACCUGCCAAUGUCCAGCCUUACUACUUAUAUGGCUCCAAGCCUCUGAACAUUGCUUACUCCCACAUCUACAGUUCCUACAGGAACUUUGUGGGUCCUCCACAUUUCAAAACAAUCUGCCGUCUUCUUGGUUACCAGGGCAUUGCUGUGGUGAUGGAGGAGCUGCUCAAGAUUGUCAAGAGCUUGUUGCAAGGCACCAUCCUGCAGUAUGUGAAAACCCUCAUAGAGGUGAUGCCCAAGAUCUGCCGUCUCCCUCGUCAUGAGUACGGAUCACCAGGCAUCUUGGAGUUCUUCCACCAUCAGCUGAAAGACAUCAUUGAGUAUGCUGAGCUCAAGACAGAUGUGUUUCAGAGUCUGAGGGAGGUGGGCAAUGCCAUCCUCUUUUGUCUGCUCAUCGAGCAAGCUCUGUCACAGGAAGAAGUUUGUGACUUACUUCAUGCAGCACCAUUCCAGAACAUCCUCCCAAGAGUCUACAUAAAAGAGGGUGAGCGACUUGAGGUGAGGAUGAAGAGGCUGGAGGCAAAGUAUGCUCCUCUUCACCUGGUGCCCCUCAUUGAGAGACUUGGGACCCCACAGCAAAUUGCAAUAGCUCGAGAGGGAGACCUGCUGACGAAGGAGCGUCUGUGCUGUGGUCUGUCCAUGUUUGAAGUCAUCCUGACGCGCAUUCGCAGCUUCCUUCAGGACAGCGUGUGGCGAGGCCCUCCCCCCACCAAUGGCGUCAUGCAUGUGGACGAGUGCAUGGAGUUCCACCGCCUCUGGAGCGCCAUGCAGUUUGUGUACUGCAUCCCUGUGGGCACGCACGAGUUCACUGCAGAGCAGUGCUUCGGUGAUGGUCUGAACUGGGCUGGAUGUGCCAUUAUUGUGCUAUUAGGACAACAACGUCGCUUUGACCUCUUCGAUUUCUGCUACCACUUGCUGAAGGUCCAGAGGCAGGACGGCAAAGAUGAGAUCAUUAAGAAUGUGCCCCUGAAAAAGAUGGCAGACCGCAUCAGAAAGUAUCAGAUUCUCAACAACGAGAUCUUCGCCAUCCUCAACAAGUACAUGAAGGCUGUGGAGACAGACAGUUCUACUGUGGAGCAUGUUCGCUGUUUCCAGCCUCCUAUACAUCAGUCUCUGGCCACCACAUGUUAAACCAACUUUAUUUGACUUCCAGUGAUCCUAUUCUUCCUCUGGUGUGACAUUGGUCUCAUAUGUAGUGUACAGGGCCUUAGAGCUUUCAGGACUGUCUCGGCUUUAUUUAAAUAAGAGACGAACCUCCAGUCUCGCCACAUGGUUAAAAAUCACAGUAGAUUUCUCAGUCUGCCCCAGCUGUUAUCUAACCCUUAUGAAUAUCAACACUCACUAUCCGUUUCACAUUUGAAGUGAACCAGUUUGAGAGAUUAAGGACUGCCGAAAUUAUUUCCAGGUCACCAGAGGAAGUUCUAACAAAUGUUAAGUUCUAGUAAAAAAAAAAA
Carassius auratus (goldfish) is the source of this 4262-nucleotide messenger RNA. RefSeq names its product cytoplasmic FMR1-interacting protein 2. The transcript is spliced from 29 exons. Gene Ontology annotation, molecular function: small GTPase binding. NCBI's taxonomy places the organism in Eukaryota, Metazoa, Chordata, Actinopteri, Cypriniformes, Cyprinidae. The coding region runs from base 181 to 3939 and encodes 1252 amino acids. Gene Ontology annotation, biological process: regulation of actin filament polymerization. The record is from RefSeq and is a predicted model, not a curated record.